Molecule: messenger RNA, 2613 nt
Organism: Orycteropus afer afer
Lineage: Eukaryota; Metazoa; Chordata; Mammalia; Tubulidentata; Orycteropodidae
Gene: ENPP3
Product: ectonucleotide pyrophosphatase/phosphodiesterase 3
Exons: 24
Coding region: 1-2613 (870 amino acids)
Biological process (GO): nucleoside triphosphate catabolic process
Molecular function (GO): nucleoside triphosphate diphosphatase activity; metal ion binding; nucleic acid binding
Source: RefSeq, a predicted model, not a curated record
AUGGCCUAUCUGCUGUUCUCUGAGUUUGCCUUGCUCUGUUUUGCUGAUCUUAAAAAUCCUGAUGCCUCUCCCAUGACUCAAGGGUGUCCUCCAUACCCUCUUGCUGAUUUUGGUCUCCCCCCUUCCCCUACCCCAUGUGCUCCCAUGUACCAUUGCAGCUGCAGGAGGAAAUGCUUUGAUUCAUCAUUUAAAGGGCUGUUGGGCUGUCGGUGCGAUGCGCAAUGUAAGGACCGAGGCGACUGCUGCUGGGAUUUUGAAGAAACCUGUGUGGAAUCAACUCGAAUAUGGACCUGUAAUAAAUUUCGUUGUGGGGAGAUCAGACUGGAAUCUGCUCUUUGCUCUUGCUCUGAUGACUGCUUGCAGAGGAAAGACUGCUGUGUUGAUUACAAGACUGUUUGCCAAGGAGAAACAGCAUGGAUGAAAGAAGAGUGCAGCACAGCUGAGCAGUCCCAUUGUCCAGAAGGGUUUGACCUGCCACCAGUUAUCUUAUUUUCCAUGGAUGGCUUUAGAGCUGAGUAUUUACAAACAUGGCAUACAUUAAUGCCUAAUAUUAAUAAACUGAAAACAUGUGGAAUUCAUUCAAAAUACAUGAGACCUGCCUAUCCAACCAAAACCUUCCCAAAUCAUUACACCAUUGUCACGGGCUUAUAUCCAGAAUCGCAUGGCAUCAUUGACAAUAAUAUGUAUGAUGUAAAUCUCAACAAGAAUUUUUCACUUUCAUCAAAAGAGAAAGAGGAUCCAGCCUGGUGGGGUGGACAGCCGAUCUGGCUGACAGCAAUGUAUCAAGGUUUAAAAGCCGGUACCUACUUUUGGCCAGGAUCAGAUGUGGCUAUAAAUGGCACCUUUCCUUCCAAAUAUGUGUUAUACAGCAAUGCUGUUGCAUAUGAACAGAGAAUUUCUACACUGCUACAAUGGCUGGAUCUUCCCAAAGCUGAAAGACCCAAUUUUUAUACUCUGUAUAUAGAGGAGCCUGAUUCUGCAGGGCAUUCUGCUGGACCAGUCAGUGCCAAAUAUGUUCAGAACCAUCUUCUGGAGGAGGAAGGUCACACUAAACUCUUAAAAGCUGUGAAGGGAACAGGAAAGGGCAUGAGGUGUGAGAAGAGGCCAGGAAUGGAUCAGACUUAUUGUGACAAGGUGGAAUUUAUGACAGAUUAUUUUCCCCAAAUAAACUUCUACAUGUAUCAAGGGCCUUCGCCUCGUAUCAGGUCUCGUAAUAUACCUGAAGACUUCUAUACUUUUGACUCUGAAGGAAUUGUUAAGAACCUCAGUUGUCGAAAACCUGACCAGCAUUUCAAACCAUAUUUGACUCCUAAUUUACCAAAACGACUUCAUUAUGCCAAAAAUGUCAGAAUUGACAAAGCUCAUCUUCUGGUGGAUCGCCAGUGGCUGGCUGUCAGGAGUAAACCAUAUACAGCCUGUGGAGGAGGCAAUCAUGGUUAUAACAAUAAGUUUAAGAGCAUGGAGGCUAUCUUUCUGGCACAUGGACCCAGUUUUAAAGAGAAAUUGGAAGUUGAACCAUUUGACAAUAUUGAAGUCUAUAACCUAAUGUGUGAUCUUCUACACAUUCAACCAGCACCAAACAAUGGCACACACGGUAGUUUAAACCAUCUUCUGAAGACACCUUUUUAUAAGCCAACCCACCCAGAAGAAGUGUCAAAGUCUUCUGUUUGCAACUUUACUAAUCCGUUGCCCACAGAAUCUCUAGAAUGCUCAUGCCUUGAGCUACAGAACGUGAGUGUUGUAGAGCGUGUGAAUCAAAGGCUAAAUCUCACAUCAAAUGAAAUAACAGCAACAGAGAAAGAAAAUAUGCCAUAUGGGAGGCCCCGGGUUAUGCAGAAGAACAAGGAACACUGUCUCCUUUACCACAGAGAAUACGUGAGUGGAUUUGGAAAAGCUAUCAGGAUGCCCCUGUGGAGCUCAUAUACAAUCCACAAACCAGGAGACACAUCGCCUCUUCCUCCCCCUGUCUCAGACUGUCUGCGGGCUGAUGUCAGGGUCGCUCCUUCUGAGAGCCAAAAAUGUUCCUUCUACUUAGCAGACAAGAAUAUCACCCACGGCUUCCUCUACCCUCCUGCAAUCAACAGAACUUCUGAUAGUCAAUACGAUGCUUUAAUUACAAGUAAUCUGGUCCCUAUGUAUGAAGAAUUCAAAAUAAUGUGGCAGUACUUCCACAGUGUUCUUCUUAUAAGAUAUGCCACAGAAAGAAAUGGAGUAAAUGUGAUUAGUGGACCAGUAUUUGAUUAUAAUUAUGAUGGUCAUUUUGAUGCUCCAGAUGAAAUUACAGAACAUGUAGCCAACACCUCUGUUCCCAUCCCAACACACUAUUUUGUGGUGCUAACAAGUUGUCAAAACAAGAACCACACUCCCAGAGACUGCCCUGAGUGGCUGGACGUCCUCCCCUUUAUCAUUCCUCACCAACCAACCAACGUGGAGAGCUGUCCUGAAGGUAAAUCAGAAGAUGUUUGGAUUGAAGAAAGAUGGAAAGCACAUGUUGCCCGGGUCCGUGAUGUGGAACUUCUUACUGGACUUGACUUUUAUCAGGAAAAAUCACAGUCAGUCUCUGAAAUUUUGCAACUGAAGACUUAUUUACCCACAUUUGAAACCCUUAUUUAG